AUGCCGAAUCAUUUCAACCUGGAGGAGUGUGAACGAUUCCUCCACGACGAAAACCAGUUUAGUCCAGGAGCGUCGAAACGCAUCGAAAAAUACCUUCAAAUUUCUCGAGAAGGCCUAGACGAGUUUUUGAUUCGAUUCCCAGAGAUGAUUCGAAAUGAGGAUCAAUUGUUUUAUAUCGUGCGAUUUAUGAGGGCGCAUCACAAGUUCGACACGCAAGAUCACGAAAGAAUUUUCAACAGUAACCUGUUUACAACUAUGGAGAGAAAAGUGACGGAGCUACUCGCUGUUGUGGAGCAAAAAGACCCCCACACGUAUUGGUAUUUGAUACAUGCCCUGCAGUCAAAACAUUCCUCUUUGUAUGAGCAUCUCCACGGAUCUAUAAAAUGUUGUGUGUGUAAAGAUAUAAAACAUAGAGAGAAAGAGGAGGAAUUAUAUUUUUCAGAUUUAGAAAACGAAGGGAAAGUAGUAGUCCCCUUACUUAAAGCUUUGUGUGAAGCAAUUGAGGACAAAGUCUCCAAUGGAAGAUCGUUUAUCGAAAAGAUGAGAAAUGCGAGGCAAAUGUGUAAAGAUAUAAAACAUAGAGAGAAAGAGGAGGAGUUACAUUUUUCAGAUUUGGAAAAUGAAGGGAAAGUAGUAGUCCCCUUACUUAAAGCUUUGUGUGAAGCAAUUGAGGACAAAGUCUCCACUGGAAGAUCGUUCAACGAAAAGAUGACAACUGCGAGGCAAAACUUUCCUCCACAGCACUCUCGCAUCGUCGAGUCUGGUGAACCCAAGAAACUCGAAAAAGUUAAAGAUAUCUUGAAUCCUACAAAAGACUGGACACCAGAGUUGGCAGAAGAGAUGCUCCGCACUUGUACCAGGAGGAAGCGAGCCUACAAAGCUGCUUUCAUCGGCUUGUCAGCGAUCACCCUCUUCAUUUUCCAUUCACUUCCGGCAUUUGAUUUUUUGUUCCUGUUUAUUUACGUCAACUUUUUGAUCAUGGUUAUAACCCUCUGA
Messenger RNA from Pocillopora verrucosa, 996 nucleotides. Lineage: Eukaryota; Metazoa; Cnidaria; Anthozoa; Scleractinia; Pocilloporidae. The record is from RefSeq and is a predicted model, not a curated record.